Molecule: messenger RNA, 3409 nt
Organism: Daucus carota subsp. sativus
Lineage: Eukaryota; Viridiplantae; Streptophyta; Magnoliopsida; Apiales; Apiaceae
Product: G-type lectin S-receptor-like serine/threonine-protein kinase At4g27290
Exons: 7
Coding region: 183-2633 (816 amino acids)
Biological process (GO): recognition of pollen; protein phosphorylation
Molecular function (GO): ATP binding; protein serine/threonine kinase activity
Source: RefSeq, a predicted model, not a curated record
UUAUUGUUUUGUCGGAGACGCUUUUAAAUCACCGUGUGAAUUAUUGGUCUCCACUAAAUCUUGAAUUAUUCAAUCUUCCCAAGUGGCUGCAACUUGCAAGUUUGACAAGAAUGGAUGCAUCUCUUAAACAUUUUACUAAAACACUUAUCCUGAUUCCUGGCUAAUAGCUUUUAUGUAAUACAAUGAAGUUGGCUACCAUCAUUCUCUUUUGCUGCAUUUUAUCCUCUACUUUGAUGAACUCCAGGGCAGGAGACACCAUCUCAGCAAAUCAGGGUUUUCGAGACGGUGACACUGUCACAUCUGCUGGGGGGGAAUUCGAACUGGGAUUUUUCAGCCCAGGCAGUUCGACGAACCGAUAUCUGGGUAUAUGGUACAAGAAAAUCUCAAGAGGGACUGUUGUAUGGGUUGCUAAUAGAGAUGUUCCUGUUAUGAAUACCUCAGGCUUAGUACAGGUGAAUCGAAAGGGAAUUUUAUUGCAAGCGGUGGAUAGUAGUGCUGGUGUAAUUUGGUCGUGGAGUUCGCGUAGAGCAAUGAAUAAUCCUGUUGUGCAGUUAUUAGAUACUGGGAAUUUGGUUCUAAGGGAUGCAGAUAACAAUUUAGUGUGGCAGAGCUUUGAUUACCCUGGGGACAAUUUGUUACCCGGCAUGAAGCUUGGAAUAGACCUGGUUACGGGUCUCAACAGGAUUUAUUCGUCGUGGAAAAGCGUUGUUGAUCCGUCUGUUGGUAGUUUUAGCAACCGUGUUGAUCCUAAUGGUUUUCCACAAUAUGUUCUGACCAAAGGUUCAGUGAUUUGGUCCAGGACUGGACUGUGGAAUGGUUAUAAAUUUGAAGGCCUUCCCAACAGGAACCCGAAUGGAAUUUUUAAAGAUGAGUUUGUUUUUAACAAAAGGGAAAUUUAUUAUAGGUUUGUUCUUAUCAAUACAACUUCUGCUAUAAUGAGGUUCGUGCUGACUCCUACAGGGGAUUCUAAGCUUCUUGUGUGGAAUGAUCAGCAACAAAUCUGGAUGGUUUACCUUAGUCUGCAGGACAGUGAUUGUGAUCGUUAUGGACUGUGUGGUGGCUAUGGAAUAUGUAAUAUAAACAAAACUCCAAGAUGUGAAUGCUUGAGAGGCUUUGUACCGAAAUUCCAGGAGAAGUGGAAGGCGGCAGAUUGGUCUAGUGGAUGCAUCCGCAGAACUAAUCUUGUCUGUGGGACUGAUGAGGGUUUUGUGAAAUAUUCGGGUGUGAAGUUACCUGAUACACGUCAUUCUUGGUAUAACACGAAUAUGAACCUUCAAGAAUGUGAGAAAUUGUGCCUGAAAAACUGUUCGUGUACAGCUUUUGCAAAUGCAGAUGUUAGAAGAGGUGGACAUGUAUGUGUGUUAUGGUUUACUGAGCUAAUUGAUAUUAGAGACUACUCUGAAGAUGGACAAGAUAUAUAUGUAAGAAUGCCAUCGUCUGAAUUAGUAAAGAGUCGCAGAGCAGAGUGGAUGCUAGAGUUCAUCCUCAUUUUAGCCAUACUAGCAGUAGUACUACUUGGAGGAAUAUUUCUUCUAAUAUACAAGAAGAAAAAGAUGCAGAAAGAAGAAAGCUUCAAACUGAAUUUGGAAAGUGUUGCCUUGACAAAAAUUGAGAAUGAAGAUCUGGAGUUGCCAUUAUUUGACUUCAGAAGCAUUGCAAAUGCCACGAGUAACUUCUGCCCAGACAACAUACUUGGAGAGGGUGGCUUUGGACCUGUAUACAAGGGCAAGCUGACUGAUGGACUAGAAAUAGCGGUGAAAAGGCUUUCAAGAAACUCAAGUCAAGGACUAGAUGAGUUUAAAAAUGAAGUUUCAUGUAUUGCCAAACUUCAGCACAGAAAUCUGGUGACACUUCUUGGUUGCUGCACAGAGAAAGGAGAAAGGAUAUUGAUAUACGAAUAUAUGGCCAACAAAAGUCUAGAUUCAUUCAUUUUUGAUAAUAACGUCAGAAACGCUCUGGACUGGCCGAAGCUAUACAACAUAAUAAAUGGCAUUGCUAGAGGACUUCUGUAUCUUCACCAAGAUUCAAAGCUAAGGAUCAUACAUAGAGAUCUCAAAGCCAGUAACAUAUUACUUGAUCAUGAUAUGAAUCCAAAGAUUUCAGACUUUGGCAUGGCAAGAAGUUUUGGAGGCAAUGAAACUGAAGCUAAUACAUCAAGGGUUGUUGGGACAUAUGGUUACAUGUCCCCGGAGUAUGCUAUUGAUGGACAAUUUUCUGUUAAAUCAGAUGUAUAUAGUUUUGGCGUUUUACUGGUAGAGAUAGUAAGUGGAGUGAAAAACAGAUUAUUCAGUCAUCCUGAUCACAGCUUAAACCUUCUGGGGCAUGCAUGGAUGAGUUACAAACAAGACAAACUGUUGGCACUCAUUAAUGGCGUGAUCUUGGAGCCCCGUGACUAUCAUGAAGUCUUUCGAGUCAUACAAAUAGGAUUAUUGUGCGUUCAACAUAAUCCAAAGGACCGGCCAGUGAUGUCACAGGUGGUUCUAAUGUUAAACAGUAAUAUGAAACUGCAUGAUCCUAAGCAACCUGGUUUUUUCAUGGAGAGAUAUUUGCUUGAAUCAGAUGAAUAUUUAAGCAACCCUAAUCUGUCAUCAUCCAACCAAUUAACAAUCACCACUCUCCUACCUCGAGAAUAGUGUGAUCAUUUGGCUCUUCAGGUUAGCUAAUAAAGAAAGUAACUGCUACUGCUGCUUCUUUCUUGCUUCAAAGGGGGGCUUCCAUUCAACAACGCAGACUAAAAGUGCCCUUCGAAUCAUGCUGGAUAGUCACUCAUCACACGGCUCUCAAAACCAACCUGUGGUGUAUCCCGGGAUAAAAAGUAAAUUUGAUCCUUUGCCUAAUACUUUGAUAUCAUGCUAUCUUCACCAGAGUGAUAAUUCAGCUAUGCCAGGACUGAGGGUGUCGAUAUGGCAAGUCUGGAGUCAGUUGAUCAGAUCCCUUUCUAUCAGCAUUCUUGGUGCCAUGGAAGCUAAGUCACACUGUAGAGCCUGCUUUGACUAGCUGUUCAGGGCAAUUGGUUUUUGAGGAGGUGUGCCCCUGCCUUCACUGUGAGGUUUCUUCUUAAUAAAGUAGCUGGGCUACCUUGCGUCAGUGAGAACUUACCUACCCUGUUUCCAAGCUUGGGAAAACAAUAGUUGGAAAACUCAUCACCUAGGAAUGCUCUUCGUCCCUCAGACGAGAAAGUCCAACAAUGUGCUAGCAAGUAACUUAUAAAUAUAAUUAAAGAUAGUGUCCCCUAGUGAUCAAUGAUAUUCCAAGUGUGCCUUAUUCUUGUGACUUUGUAAACUGAUGAUCAAGUGUUUUUAAGUAUUUCCAUUAGAGCAAAUUGUUACUGUAUUUUUUAGUAUUACAACUUUUUGAAUGAAUGGCAAUUAAGUAGGACUCAGAUAUAAUAUUUUGAACAUUACUACUA